This is a messenger RNA of Chelonoidis abingdonii (Abingdon island giant tortoise), 2045 nucleotides long. RefSeq names its product pentraxin 3 (gene PTX3). Gene Ontology annotation, biological process: host-mediated suppression of viral proces; innate immune response. Gene Ontology annotation, molecular function: complement component C1q complex binding. NCBI's taxonomy places the organism in Eukaryota, Metazoa, Chordata, Testudines, Testudinidae. The record is from RefSeq and is a predicted model, not a curated record.
CUUUAGGAAACAGCUGGAGUAUGUUGUCUCAAGAAAUGCUUUCUUUGACAAUUCUGCUUUGUGCUUUCUGGUCUUCCUCCUUUGCUCUGAACAAUGAGGACUAUGAUCUCAUGUACCUGAAUUUCGAGAACGAAAUAGAAAGUAUAGUUCCUGCUACUGAAGAAACUAUUUCAUGUGACUGUCAGCAAGAGCACACAGAAUGGGACAAACUCUUCGUCAUGCUUGAGAACUCACAGAUGAAAGAGAACAUGUUGCUUCAGUCCAUUGAUGAAAUUCUUAAGGUGGAACUGCAGACUCUACGAGCAGAAAUGAUCGAGUUUGUGGCUAACUUUGCUGGCACGUGCACCACCACCAUUGAGAAAGUCACCUCCCGAGUCUUGUCACAGGUGGACCAAACACUGAUGAGGAACAGAGAUCACGUUCAGGAGUCCAAGACCCUUCAUGAAUCUGAGCAAAGAAAGAUUCUUGAAGAGCUUGUGCAGCUGACCCUCAAUGUGUCUAACAGACUCACCCAGCUGGAGAGUGUUUGGCAGAGGACAGCUAAAGUGGAGACAGGUUUUCAGCAGCAAGAUAAAUCCAGUUACAUGGGCAGAGGGGACAAUUUCACUUUGAACUCUCUGUGGGAAGAACUACAGCAAACAAGAGCUGAACUGAAAGGAUCGCAAAAGUGGGCAGCUCAGCAUUUACUGCCAGCUGGAUGUGAAACUGCAAUUUUAUUCCCAAUGCGUUCCAAAAAGAUCUUUGGGAGUGUUCACCCAACUGCUGACAUGACACUCCAAUCCUUUACUGCCUGUAUUUGGGUCAAAGUGACUGAGGUGCUAGACAAAACUAUCGUAUUCUCCUACGGAACAAAGAGAAAUCCAUAUGAAAUUCAAUUCUAUCUCAGCCGUGAGUCUGCAGUACUUGCUGUAGGUAGUGACCAGAACAAGUUAAUUGCCCCAAACACAACUUCUCCUGGACAUUGGGCUCACUUUUGCGGCACUUGGAGUUCAGACAACGGGACCAUAUCACUGUGGGCAAAUGGGGAGCUUGUUGCUACCACCUCAGAAAUAGCAGAGGCUCAUAUCAUUCCAGAUGGAGGAAUUUUGCAGCUAGGCCAAGAAAAGAAUGGUUGCUGUGUCGGAGGUGGUUUUGAUGAAACUUUAGCCUUUUCGGGAAAACUGACUGGCUUUAAUAUCUGGGACAGAGUUCUCAGCAAUGAAGAGAUAACAGCGCGGCCUAGAGCAGAAGAUUCAUGUAAUAUCAGGGGCAAUGUUGUUGGGUGGGGGGUUACAGAGAUUCUGCCACAUGGAGGAGCUCAAUAUGUUUCCUAAAUACUGAGAAACUAGAUCCUGAACCAAACAAUGAAUUUCCAUUGACAACAAUAUACUAAUAGGUACAAAUACACAGAGCCCUACAGCCCUGAGUGUCUAAAUUCCUAAAUAAACCUCAAGAAAAAAUAGUAUUGUAAGUUUACAAAUGAGAUAUUCUAGAGAUUGGAUUUGAUCUUUGUCUGCUGUCUUGACCAAACACUGAAAAAACAUGUCAGAGAAUGAUACUGGAAAAGCUGUUCUUAAAUACAGAUAAACUGCUGUCAUUCCAGCUGUGUUUUCAGAUUCAUAGCCAGUGAGAGCUACUUGUAGACACUUGAGAGCAGACUUUGGCUCUUACAUUGCUAAACUAAACCCAUGCAAACAAAUGGCUGGAACUGCUUUUAUAGAACUAACAUAAGACUGUUGCAUUUUCUGAGGUUCCCCAUUUGUUGCUUUCAUAUUGCUAAUGCCACUCUUACAGAUGAACCAUCUGAGACUUAUCAAGUAAUGUUUGUUCUUUAUUACUCUUUGUUACUGGUAUGUACAUUAUCAUAAAAUAGUGCCUUGUUUGAAAUAUUAUUUAUGCUAUAGAUUGACCUAACAUAUGCCUAGACAUAGUAUUCCCCAUAAUAAUCCAGUGUUACCUUUUUGAGAAGAUGCAGCUGUAUUAUAUUGUAAAUGAAUUUUGUAGUAAUUUUAUUGAAAUUAUUUUUGUAAAGUUGUCUUGUAAAUAAAAUUACUUUAUCAAACUGA